AUUUUUCGCCAGCACAGGCGGGAGAGGGACUUCUGUGCUCGAAAGUCUUGGAUUCAUGAGUGGGACAUAGACCGUUGGAGGCUAGCUCAUCGAGAAAUCAUCAGCCCUCGUCGGACAGAGGAGAUACAGAAGGACCAACAAGACAAAAUCAUCCGCUGUCUUCCUUGACAUGGCGGCCUCCUCGUCACAAUGGCAUAGUAUCAACCCUCAUACUCGGCCUCUCUCCCUCUCUAUACUCGAGCUCACUCCAUUGGCUUUGACACUUUCCCUCACACUCGCCGCUCCGCCUUCUCCUUCUCUUCAUCCGUCACAUUCUCAUCAACCGCAUGUCGCACAUACCCAUAAUCAUGCUCACGGACCGAAACACAAGAAAAAGUCCAGACAUAAACGACACGAUAGUGAUGAUGAAUUGACGGCCGUUGAAGUGGAUGAUGAAGGUCAUCAAGUCACUUCCUCGUCGACGGACUUGUCUAAUUUCAAGGACCUUCUCAGUCACGGUGUCGUCGUCUCUGUCAACGGUCAGCCUUGGAAUCGGAUCGUGGCCCAUGUCAACGAGCUGGAAGAUGAGGCAUUAGAAGGCGAGCACGAAGAUCAAGAAGAAGCGGAUUGGGAAGAUGGUGAGCCGGAUGUAGAGCAAGAAGGAUCAGGUAUGGUUCAGAGACGACCGCGGAGGGCUCGUUUCACGUUGAGCGCAAGAGGGGCAUUGCAUGGGGAGGAAGGGACGUUGCGGAGGCGGAGACAAUCUCAUGGGGAGAAAAAGGACAAGAUCAAGUUGGACAAGGAUCAAGCUGUCGUCGUGGUCUAUGGUCUGGUACCGGGAACAGAGUAUGAGAUUGAGCUGCAAGUACUUGGUCUCGCAGGAUCAGAAGGCGAACCUAUAGCUUCCAAUAGUGUACUGCUUCCUGCAUCUCCUGCUUCAGGUUCGGGCGCUCGAUCUCGAGCCAACUCGUUACUCGCACGAUCACUACCCGUAUCUCGCUCCAACUCUGUCAGUGGAUCUCGUCCAAUCUUGGCUCAACCCUCUGAGGCUUCUCCCGUAUCACCCGAACGACCCACACCUCCCGCCAGCAAUUCCGACCUACCUCCAACCCCGAUACCUACGAAUAUUCUCAAUCCCGUUGAUACUCAAGCGGCUCAGAUCCGUCACAUGGUCGCUGCUGCUCAUGCUGAGAAGGACCACCUUCAGUCUCAGAUUAAAGAAGCUAGACGUGCUUCUCAGCGUGCCGAAGCAGCUCUCCGAUCCGAAAUCGAGACUGUCAAGAGAGCCAUCGACAAAGCGGGUGCCCUGGAUCUCAGAGCAAAGCAAAAGGCUUUGGCCCUGCAAGAACAGGUCAAACAAGGCUGGGCAGGUGCAGAGAACGCGGAGCAGCAAGCCGAGUCAUUGGAAAAGGGCAUGGAGGCUCUACGGAGUAGAUUCGAUGAUGUCGCUCUUCAUGUGGAUGAUGCCAAAGCAGAAUACAAUAUGGUCAAAGCUGCCGAAGACGAAGUGAGGGAAGCGGAUCGUAAGGUCAGGAUCGAAGAGGAGAAAAAAUUAGCCGAAGUGGUGGGCAAGAUUGACAAGCUCAAACUUCGAAAGGAGAAGAAAGAGGCAGAGAAGGCAGAACUUGAAGCGAGAUUGGACGAAUUGGAGAGGCAGAAAGAGCACGAAGAGCGACGGACGGUCGAGGAAAAGUACGCGAGGCGGUCCAGCGCGUAUUGGUGGGAUCCUCACGUUCAGAACCACGGGCAUGGCUCAGGGGCUCAUCACCACGAUCACCAUGCGAACAGUCGGGGAAGUGCUGGACGUGGAUUUCAACCCAGACAUCCUUCAUACCCUGUUCGACCGACGCACGCUCAGCCUAGUCCGACAGCCGCUUCCUUCCAGCCAAACACGUCUUCACCCGCUUUCGUCCCUGCCGCCCUGUCUGGCUCGCCCGCGCCCAGUAGUCGGACCCCCUCGGGAUCCGGAGUCAAUGUUAGUGCUGCACCUUUUCAACCUUCUUACGAGACGACUUUGAUGCCUCCUCAAUUACAACAUCGUAUCUAUCUACCAUCCGAACGACCUCGACCUUCACCAACGUUCAACCCUCCUCCAUCCGUCAUGGCUGAUUCAAGGUCCAGCCCGACCACAUCCAAUGUAACCUCGAGUCCUUCUUUCCCUCCUCUUCCAGGUCAUUCGCCAUCUCCUGAGCCGACCUCGUCAGGACCCACAUUGGCAAGUAUCAUCACUCGCGCAGUCAUGUCGCCUACAUCGGCCGCCUUCUCAGGCAAUGUGACGCCGACUCAGCCGCGUCCUUCUCCACCACCUUCCACGUCUGCCAAUGUGAACGUGAGGCCAGGAGCUGGGUUGCGAACCGUCUCAAACCCUUCGUCCCCUGUUCCUUAUGGCUCAAACUCGUCCAAUCAUUCCAGCGGAUUACCUUCUAGGCAGACCACAUUUGGACCUCCGCCUGACAGGUCUGACCUCUCACCGGUUUCUGGUUCUGGCAGCGGUCCUUGGGGUUCGAACCACACUUUGACGGGACUUCACCGGACAUCAACACCACCUAUUGGCGUGCUGAGGUCCAACCACGGUAGAGAUAGUCCAUUGUCACCUGGGGGAAGCAGUGGAAACGGAAGGCCGUGAGACGUUUGUAGCACAGAGUAGGCAGACUGCAUGCAUACUGUGCCCUCCAUACUUC
This is a messenger RNA of Kockovaella imperatae, 2660 nucleotides long. RefSeq lists its product as hypothetical. The record is from RefSeq and is a predicted model, not a curated record. Bases 170 to 2605 code for a protein of 811 amino acids. The transcript is spliced from 2 exons. Lineage: Eukaryota; Fungi; Basidiomycota; Tremellomycetes; Tremellales; Cuniculitremaceae.